Molecule: messenger RNA, 2582 nt
Organism: Sarcophilus harrisii (Tasmanian devil)
Lineage: Eukaryota; Metazoa; Chordata; Mammalia; Dasyuromorphia; Dasyuridae
Gene: PITX2
Product: paired like homeodomain 2
Exons: 3
Coding region: 823-1815 (330 amino acids)
Biological process (GO): anatomical structure morphogenesis; regulation of transcription by RNA polymerase II
Cellular component (GO): nucleus
Molecular function (GO): RNA polymerase II cis-regulatory region sequence-specific DNA binding; DNA-binding transcription factor activity, RNA polymerase II-specific
Source: RefSeq, a predicted model, not a curated record
GGAAGGAGCCGAAUGACGUUUGUGCCAGAGGAAGACCGCCUCUGGUUUUAAGAUGUUAGGCCAGAUGGGAAGGGGUUGAGCCGCUGCUCCGGUCCGCUGCUUGCUUGGGUGCUGUGAACGAAUCUGAGUCUGAGACAGGUUUAGGGAAAGCGGGUUACAUGGGGUCGUACCAGUGUAAGUGCGUUUGUCUGUGAAUGUGUGUGUGUGUGUGUGUGUGUGUGUGUGUGUGUGUGUGUUUUGAGGGGAGGACUCUCUUCACUGUUGCUGCCGCAGCCUCUUUGGAUAUGAUUUCAUCUACCUGUCCCUGUCACUCUUGACACUUCUCUGUCAGUGCUGCUUGCAAAGAGGGCGGGCGGCAGUAGAGCUUUUUCGGGUGAUUAUUAGGCUUACUCAUCGGAGGUCUCUUUCUCCCCCUACUUUUUAUUCCUUUUGACCUGGGAGCUCUCUUCAGGAGAAUUCUGCUAAGCUGUGCUCUCUUUCCCACCCUACUCCCACGCCCCUCAAACCCUAUGCCUCUCUUUUCUUUGGGACUAGAACGCUUACUGGGGUCCGGCAGGGUUCUCCCACUGAAACAUCUAGAAGAGCUUUCUCUGUAGACAAACUCCAGUGGUUUCUUCAACCCGGUUCUUGCCAUUGCCUCUACUGUUUGUUUCCGAGCGCUUGAAAGGCAGAGGCGGCAGCGGCUGUGGUCCGGGACAGCGAACCUGAAAAGCCGGAGCUAGCGGCUGCGGUCACCGGACUUGGGGAUAGGGGGGUGGAGGGCGUAAGGGCGCUUUCCGAAGACUUGCAGCAAGACGCUUGGCGUUGUGCUUCCUUUGGUCAAUGAACUGCAUGAAAACCCCGUUCCAUUUGGAGCAUCGAGCCGCAGGGACUAAGCUGUCUUCCUCCUUCUCCUCUUCCUCUUCUUCCUCCUUCUGUCAUCAUCACCAAUCUCCACCGGCCAUGGCUUCGGUUCUGGCUCCAGGGCAGCCACGCUCGCUGGAUUCCUCCAAGCACCGGCUGGAGGUGCACACCAUCUCAGACACUUCCAGUCCCGAGGCCGCAGAAAAAGAUAAAAGCCAGCAGAACAAGAAUGAGGACGCCGGGACUGAGGACCCAUCCAAGAAGAAGCGGCAGCGGAGGCAGCGUACCCACUUCACCAGCCAACAGUUGCAGGAAUUAGAAGCCACCUUCCAGAGGAACCGCUACCCCGACAUGUCCACCCGAGAAGAGAUAGCCGUAUGGACCAACCUCACGGAAGCCAGAGUGAGGGUUUGGUUCAAGAAUCGACGGGCCAAGUGGAGAAAGCGAGAGAGGAACCAACAGGCUGAGCUAUGCAAGAACGGCUUCGGGCCCCAGUUCAACGGCCUCAUGCAACCCUACGAUGACAUGUACCCGGGCUACUCCUACAACAACUGGGCUGCCAAGGGCCUCACCUCGGCCUCUCUAUCUACUAAGAGCUUCCCCUUUUUCAACUCGAUGAAUGUCAACCCCCUAUCUUCACAGAGCAUGUUCUCCCCGCCUAACUCCAUCUCGUCCAUGAGCAUGUCGUCCAGCAUGGUGCCCUCGGCGGUGACCGGCGUCCCGGGCUCCAGCCUCAACAGCCUGAAUAACUUGAACAACCUGAGCAGCCCAUCGCUGAAUUCAGCUGUGCCAACGCCCGCUUGCCCUUAUGCGCCGCCGACCCCUCCGUACGUUUACAGGGACACAUGUAACUCUAGCUUGGCCAGCCUGAGACUGAAAGCGAAGCAACACUCCAGCUUCGGGUACGCUAGCGUGCAGAAUACGGCGUCCAAUCUGAGCGCCUGCCAGUACGCAGUAGACAGACCAGUGUGAACCCCAGGACCACCAGAGCGCCUAUCCAGAAAGCUGGCGGGAGGGCGGCUAGGGGGGUUGUGAGGGAAACACAGAUUUUUAAAUACUGAAUGGGAAAAUCCCUUCCUGGAAAAACUGAGAAUUCUACUAGAAAGUAAUGAGCACAAAAGAGAGAGGGAUCGAAAGAGAGAAAGACUAGGAAACCAUUGAAAUAAAAAGCGCUCUUUUGUUUUCAAAGGAAUUUCCUCAGUUUCCGACAUCUUUCACUGAAAGUAUUUCCAACAGUAACAAGGACAUAUAUAUAUAUAUAUAUAAAUAUAUAUGGACAAAUGUUUGACUGGAUAUGACAUUUUAAUGUUACUAUAAGCUUGUUAUUUUUUAAGUUUAGCAUUGUUAACAUUAAAAAUGAUUGAAAGGAUGUAUAUAUAUGGAAAUGUCAAAUUAAUUUUAUAAAAGCAGUUGUUAGUAAUAUCACAACAGUGUUUUUAAAGAUUAGGCUUUAAAAUAAAGCAUGUUAUACAGAAGCGAUUAGGAUUUUUCGCUUGCGAGCAAGGGAAUGUAUAUACUAAAUGAGACACUGUAUGUUUCUAACAUUAUUAUGAAAAAAAAAUUGUGUGAAUAUAAGUUUUAGAAUAGUUCCUCUGGUGGAUGCAACGAUAUUUCUGAAAACUGCGAUGUAAAACCUGCCCUGUGUAUAACAUUUCUUACUAUAUUAUUGUUUUACUUUUCAGUAAACAUGAAAAAAAAAUGUGUUUUAUUUCAUGGGAGUAAAAUAUACCGCAUACUUA